This is a messenger RNA of Apis cerana (Asiatic honeybee), 2684 nucleotides long. Its product is annotated as farnesyl pyrophosphate synthase-like. NCBI's taxonomy places the organism in Eukaryota, Metazoa, Arthropoda, Insecta, Hymenoptera, Apidae. The record is from RefSeq and is a predicted model, not a curated record. Gene Ontology annotation, cellular component: cytoplasm. Gene Ontology annotation, molecular function: (2E,6E)-farnesyl diphosphate synthase activity; dimethylallyltranstransferase activity. Gene Ontology annotation, biological process: trans, trans-farnesyl diphosphate biosynthetic process.
AGAAAAUGUGUUAAAUAUUAUAGUUUAUUUAUUGAUAUAAUUCGAUAUAAUUUUUUUAUAGAAAUGUUUUAUAAUUUAUCAAGAUAUAUCAAUUUACCGUUGUGUGAACGAAAUACACAAAAAAUCUUUAAUUUUAUAAAUAUUAGAAAAAAUUCAUUAUGGUGGAAAUGCCAAGAAUCAAAAAUAGGAUACUCUUAUUAUAAAAUAAAUACACCUUUAAAAUAUCAUACAUCAAAUAAAGUACGACGACUUGUCGAUUCGUUCAAUGAUGAAAAAAACAAAUUAAUGACAGUAUGGCCAAAUAUUGUUAGUGAAUUGACAGAAGAUAAUAAUGAAGAAUUACUAGACGUUAACAAAUGGAUAACAGAGGUAUUGGAAUAUAAUGUUCCGAAAGGAGGAAAACGAAGAUCAGUAUCGUUUGUAAUUGCAUGUAAAUUGCUGACAUCUCAAGAUCAAUUAACAGAAGAAAAUAUUCGUUUAGCUCAUAUCUUAGCCUGGUGUAUAGAAAUAAUGCAAGCAGUUCACACAAUGGCAGAUGAUAUUUUAGAUCAUGCAAACAUGCGACGAAAUCAACCAGCCUGGCAUGUAAAAAUUGGAUUAUUUGCAGUUAAUGAUAUUUUACUUAUAGAAACAUGUAUAUAUAAGCUUAUUCAGAAAUAUUUUAAAUCAAAAGAAUGUUAUGGAGAUAUCAUGAAUACAUUCUUGAAAUAUCAUAGAAGAGCAGGGUAUGGUGAAUGUCUAGAUAUAUUGACAUCGACAGAUUGGAAAAAAAAUUUCAAUUUUGAUCUUUUUUCUAUGGAUCGAUACAAUACUAUAAUAAAAUAUAAAACAUCUUAUUUCUCAUUUGUACUUCCAUUCGUUCUUGCUAUGCAUUUCGCUGGGAUAACCGAUCCAGAAAUAUAUAAGCAAGCAGAACAAAUUCUGCUAAAAAUAGGACAUCUUUUCCAAGUACGAGAUGAUUAUUUAGAUUGUUACGGUAAACGCGAUAUCAUAGGGAAAAGUGGAACUGAUAUACAAGAAGGAAAAUGUACGUGGCCCUUAGUAGUUGCAUUGCAGCACGCUACAGCUAAACAAAAAAAUGUUUUAAAAGAAUGCUAUGGAAUAACUGAUGAAGAAAAAGUAAAACGUGUGAAAGAAAUUUAUGAAGAGAUUGGUAUAUCAAAUAUUUAUUUUGAUUACGAAGAAGAAACGCAUGAUUUAUUGAAUACAUAUACACAACAAUUAUCUUCGAAACUUCCAACUGAAUACUUUUUAUAUUUACUCGCUACAUCAUGCAGUAAAGUAGGACGAAAAAAUUAGUUGUACGAAAAAUGUUGAAACAUAUCCAGAAAUUGCUAUAGAUAAUUUCAAAUAAUAUUUUCCUAUGCUUUUAUAUUUCUAUAAAAAUUUUUAUUACUUUUUGUUAUUAACGAACUAUUAACGAAAAAUAUUUGUUGAUUGAAUCUAGACACAAAAAUAAUGUUGGCUAUAUACCGCCAACUAAGAAACAACAAAUUGAAGGAAUAUGUCUAAGAAACUGUGUUACAUAUAUAAUAAAUAUUUUUUAUUAAUAAAAAAUACAUAUUUAGAAUAAAAAAUAAAUAAUUAUACAUGAACUACAUUGAAUUAAAAAAAAAUUGACCAAAUAAAUAGAUAAAAUCAGACAAAAAAAAUUCUUGAAAUCUUUUUUUCUGGAUAUCUUUUCUUAAUAUUAAUGGUAUUUUGAUAUAUAUUCUUAUUUUUAAAUUUAUUAUUAUUCUUUGCAUAAUAUUCUUUGACAGAUUUGCAUAAUAUUAAAACAUUAUCAAAAAAUUUAUUAAAAUACACAUGAAGGUAAUAUAUCAUCAGAUCAAUUGCAUUUAUCAUUCAAUUAAUUGCAACAAUGAUUAAUUGUAAUCAUUUGUAAUAGCAUAUAGUUAAUAGAAUGUUUUAAGUAACUUAUGCUUUGACAACAUGAUUAGUCAGUUUUUUAUUAAUAAUUCGUUAGUAAAGUUUUAAUGAAAAUUUUUAUAAAGAAAAUAAUUGCUCGAAAUUAUUUUAGAAAUCUCCAAUUAAUUGGCGUUUUCAUAUUUUUCGGAUAUUUUAAAUAAUAAAUCAAAUUAUUAUAAUAAAUUUUUUCAUUAUAAAAAUACAAAGUUUGGAAAAAUAAAGCAAUAAUAUAAAGUAUUUAAAAUUUAAAAUUCAUUGUAAUUAUGAAUAAACAAUGUGAACAAUAAUAUAUUCUUAUUGUCAUAGUAUCAUGAAUUUCUUUUUGUUUUUCUUUCAAAACGGUUUUUUUGCAAAUCGCAUUUGAAAUAUUUGGUACAAAAUAAUUUUUUGUAACAAUAUAUUACUUUUUUUAAUUCUUAUAAAAUUAAUAUGUGAUAUAUCAAGAAUCACAAUUUUUAUUGAAAAAAAUAUAAUUUUCAAAAUUCAUAUAAUAUCUGAUGAAAAUUUUGUUUUAUUGUUAUAUGCCAAUAAUGAAUUAAUAAUUCAAAAUUAUCCAAAGCUACUUAUAAGUUGGAUUAAUAAAGCUAAUUCGAUUUACAUUGUGUUUAAAUUCGAAAGAAUCUCAAAAUUCUAUUGAAAUAAUUAAGUAAAAACUUUACAAUUAUACAAUUAAAUAAAUUUUAUAAUAUACAAAUUUUUUAGUGAAUGUGAAAUAUACUGUUAGAACAGUUCUGAAAAUAUAUUCAUUAUCUAAUAACUUUUAAAAACAUGAAAAA